Oryza sativa Japonica Group (Japanese rice) is the source of this 1044-nucleotide messenger RNA. RefSeq lists its product as uncharacterized. Gene Ontology annotation, molecular function: hydrolase activity. The record is from RefSeq and is a predicted model, not a curated record. NCBI's taxonomy places the organism in Eukaryota, Viridiplantae, Streptophyta, Magnoliopsida, Poales, Poaceae.
CUGCUCAGACCAACCAGAAGCCAACCGGAGUUAAGGAAGAAGGGAAGGAAAGCCACCCGAGCAAGCGGAUCACAUCGAGGUAGGGGAGGACCGGAGGAGCUGAGCUCAGCUCGGUGAGGGGUGGACUGGGAGUGCGUGGGUGGGUGUGAUGGAGUGGACGACGGUGGAGGCGGCGAACGGGGCCAAGCUGAGCGUGCGGCUGUUCAAGCCGGCGGCGGGGGCGGAGGCGGCGGCGGCGGAGGACGUCGCGGUGGUGCUGGUGCACCCCUACACGAUCCUGGGCGGCGUGCAGGGCCUGCUGCGCGGGAUCGCCGAGGGCGUCGCGCGGCGCGGGUACCGCGCCGUCACCUUCGACAUGCGCGGCGCCGGGAGGUCCACCGGCCGCGCCUCGCUCACCGGCUCCACCGAGGUCGGGGACGUCGAGGCCGUCUGCCGCUGGGUCGCUGACAAUCUCAACCCGCGCGGCGUCCUCCUCGUCGGCUCCUCCGCUGGAGCACCAAUAGCGGGAUCUGCAGUUGAUAAGGUUGACCAGGUCAUUGGUUAUGUUAGCAUUGGGUACCCAUUUGGUCUAAUGGCCUCGGUCCUAUUUGGCAGACACCACAAUGCUAUCCUCAAGUCUGAGAAACCAAAGUUAUUCGUCAUGGGAACUAAAGAUGGCUUCACAAGUGUAAAGCAGCUGCAAAACAAGCUCAAGAAUGCAGCAGGACGGGUUGAUACUCACUUGAUCGAAGGAGCUGGCCACUUCCAAAUGGAAGGCCCUGCUUUUGAUGCACGAAUGGUUGACCUUAUUGUUAAUUUCAUCAAAUCCUUGCCCAAAUAGCAUUGACAGUGACUGUGUGCAAAUUUGUCAUGAUUGUAGUGAGUUAGUGACAAACAAAAGAAGCUAUUGAACAGUGCAUUCAUGGUGUGUAUUUUCUCAUCUUGUAAUUGUACACUUGGUGUUGUAAUUUUAGUUCAAUCCGUGUUUCUUUCGAAGCCUAGUGUAAGAUGAUGAGUUUCAGAUACAAUACAUUUACAGGAUAUGACAUUUCAUGGUUUCAGUCA